This is a messenger RNA of Babjeviella inositovora NRRL Y-12698, 11949 nucleotides long. RefSeq names its product histone acetyltransferase (gene TRA1). Bases 382 to 11874 code for a protein of 3830 amino acids. Gene Ontology annotation, molecular function: transcription coregulator activity; protein binding. Gene Ontology annotation, cellular component: nucleus; SAGA complex; NuA4 histone acetyltransferase complex. The record is from RefSeq and is a predicted model, not a curated record. Gene Ontology annotation, biological process: regulation of DNA-templated transcription; DNA repair. The transcript has a single exon. NCBI's taxonomy places the organism in Eukaryota, Fungi, Ascomycota, Pichiomycetes, Serinales.
UUGCACUGUCUGACACUCCCUGCUAGAUACAUCCCUGCUCUGCAACAUUGUCUAUUUCGUGUAUAAUCCUCGGUUCCACCCUUUCUCCUCCGGUUGUGUGAUCCGCUUAGUGACUGUCUUGCAAAGGUUGUUUCACAGGUUAUCCAACAGGGUUAUCCACAUUUAUCCAUUGACAUACCCGGAGCUCUAUCCAGUAGUACCAGCUACCCAGCCUAAGCUGUAUAUCCUACGAAUCCAAUCUCGAAUUUACGAGCUCCAGUCUAACUCCUUUCUCGCUCCAGCCUAACUUCUUUCUCGCUUCAACCUAGUUCCUUUCACGCUUCAACUCAUAUCCUCUUUCACGCUUCAACUCAAAUCCUCUUUAUCAACUAUUUGUUCCCCAUGUCGUACUCUUCCCAGCUCGACGCGUUUGUGUCGCGCCUCCAGGAGGAUGUCGAUUGCAAAACGAAACACUCAAUCCUUUCAGAACUCCUCGACAUGAUUGAAACCUUCAGCGGCUCCACCGAGUACGAGUACUUCUUGAAGUCUCUCAUGCCCAUCUUCAUUGAAUACCUCGAUACGGUGCCCAUCAGCUUCUCGGCGCAGUCGCCAGAGCACAAGCUCCGUAACACGGUGCUCGAAAUCGUCCACCGCUCGGUGAUGAAUGAGACGUUCCAGCCGUAUGCCCUCCCGAUUCUCGAAGUGCUCCAACGGAUUCUUCGCGACGAAAACGAGGACAACGGGGUGUUGUGCAUCAAGAUCAUCACCAGUCUCCAUAAGGCGUAUAAGGGCGUGCUCGUGGACAACGUGCAGGCGUUCAUUGACCUCAUCAUCGAGAUCUACACCAACAUUGCGCCGCUCGUAGCAGAGACGUUUGCGGCCACGGAGAAUAUGGACGAAAAGCCGUUGAACCGCGCAAUGGCGUCGUUCAAAACUGUCGCCGAGUGCCCCAUCACCAUGGUGUCGCUCUACUCGUCGUACAAGCCGUUGGUCAACACGUGCUUGCCGGUGUUUAUCCCACACGUAAUCGACAUCUUGACGCUCGAGGCCGCACCACAGGCGGCCGCGCGCACGGUGGCUGAGGCGCGUGGCGAACGCCUCACGUCUGUUGCCGCGGGCAUCGCAAACCGUGCGGCCUUUGGCGACUUCGUGCUCGGCCAGGUCAAGGCCGCGUCGUUUCUCGCGUACAUCUUCAUCCGCGGCUACGCCCCGGUGUUCCUCAAGCCGUACCAUAAGACGAUUCCCGAUCUCAUUAUGCGCAUCCUCCAGGAUUGUCCGUCGGAGCUCUCAGGUGCGCGUAAGGAGCUUCUCCACUCGACACGCCAUAUUCUCCUGACGCCGUUCCGCUCCAUGUUCCUCCCAAAAUGUGACCUCCUCUUUGACGAGCGCGUGUUGGUCGGCGACGGGCUCACCGCACAUGACACGCUCCGCCCGUUGGCGUACAGCACCGUCGCAGACUUCAUUCACAACGUGCGAGCUGAGUUGACGGCCGAGCAGAUCUUCCAAACAGUCCAGAUGUUCUGCCGCAUUCUCCAGGACGACACGUUGGCAUUGACGGUGCAGAUCAUGAGCUCCAAGUUGUUGUUGAACCUCGUGGAGAGCAUUAUGAAGUUGCCCGAGAAGGGCGAGAGCCGCCAGUUGUUCAUGCAGAUAAUCGACGCGCACAGCAAACGGUUUGUGACGUUGAACCGCAAGUACGACGAGGUAAUGUGGGGGAAGCGCGAGUUUGAAAGAAAGCGAAAGGUGGUGGAAAAACGGAAGGAGGCGUUUGCGGCACGGGGCGAGACCCCCUCCAUAUCUGCUGGUGUCGCUGAUGCCGACGGUGACAUUAAAAUGGAGGAUGAAAAUACUGACAAUCUGGCCCCCUCCGAAGAGACGGUGGGGGAUUCAGACCCAUCGGUUGCUUCAGAUUACGUUUUGAUCUCCGUCACUCCACCCUCCACCUCCGACCCGCUCAAAGACGCGUGCUACCUCUUCCGCUCGCUCAUGUCGUUCCUCAAGUCCGUGAUUUUCGGACUCAAGUCGUGCAACCCACCACCGCCCACACCCGACUACAACCUCGAGACGUGGAACACGUCCGCCAAGAUUUUCACGUAUGAAGAGAUCAAUAUCCUCCGUUCGCUCUUCCGCGAGGGGAUCCUGGGACUCCGCUUCUUCCAGACACCCAAGCCGGAGGCACGCCCCGCGUCGUUUGACAUUGCCGGGCCAAACAUCCCGGUCACUUCCAGCAAGGAGGAGAACGAAAUCAUGGAGAUCUUUGCCACCAUGUUCAUCCACAUCGACUCGGCCACGUUCAACGAAAUCGUGCACUUCGAGAUGCCGUUCCUCUAUGCAGCGAUGCUUGAGAACCUGGCGUUGUUGCACAUUCCGCAAUUUUUCCUCGCGAACGAAAUCACGUCGCAAAACUUCCUGGGGCUCCUCACGCUGUUUGCCAAAUCCAAGCUAGCAGAGCUCGGUGAGGUGGAUGUGGUCAAGCUGAAUAUUCUCAUCCGCCUCUUCAAACUCUGCUUCAUGUCGGUGAACCUCUUUCCCACCGUCAACGAAGCAGUCAUCCUCCCCCACUUGAACGACUUGAUCCUCCAGUCGCUCCAGCUCACCACCACCGCCAAGCAGCCCAUGGUGUACUUCUACCUCAUCCGCACGCUCUUCCGCAGCAUCGGCGGCGGCCGCUUCGAGCACCUCUACAAGGAGAUCAUGCCGCUUCUCCAAGUGCUCCUCGAGACGUUGAACCGCAUGAUUCAGACGGCGCGCCACCCCCAGGAGCGCGACAUCUACGUCGAGCUCUGCUUGACCGUCCCCGUCCGUCUAUCCGUCCUCGUGCCUCACCUUAGCUACCUCAUGCGUCCACUCGUGUUUGCACUCAACGGGUCGCAGGAACUCGUAUCGCAGGGUCUCCGUACGCUUGAGCUCUGCGUGGAUAACCUCACGGCCGAGUACUUUGACCCCAUCAUCGAGCCCGUCAUCGAGGAGGUCAUGGAGGCGCUCUGGAAGCACCUUAAGCCGUUGCCAUACUACCACCAACACUCCCACACCACCUUCCGCGUGCUCGGCAAGCUUGGCGGGCGCAACCGGCGGUUCGUUAAGCCCGCACAGAACCUCAGAUCGCAGACAGCGCUCGACCAGGAGGUGGAGGCGUUCUUUAAGAUUGACGGCUUGCCGGAAGAGGCGCCUGUCAGUAUCACAUCGGGGAUCACCGCGGCGCUCACGCUCUUGGAGGACCCGCGCUUGAAGAUUCACUACCGUGUGAGCGCGUUCCAGUACCUCUCAGGCGUGCUCAAGUUGUUCGUGGAUGCCGAGGCGAUGGGCGACGGGUUUGAACACCAGAUUGCCGCGUGCGCGCGCGUGUUGGCCGCACAGUCGGAAACGGCCACAGACUCUGCAGACGCUCCCGCAGCGCUUGAAGAAGGCAUCGUCGUCGACAAAGCCAAGCUCACGCGCCAGCAAGCCUUGUUCCUCCGCCUCCUCGAGGCCAUGUUCUACGCGGUCUCCAUUCCCGAGGUGGCAGAUGCCGCGCAGACCCUUCUCGCCGGCCUCUACACCCACGCGACGCUCCUAUACAUUGGCAAGUUUCUUGUCCAAAAGCGCAAGAACGACCGGCCGUUCUCCACGGCGGACCAUGAGGGCCGUGUGUUCAUCGACGAGCGUGUGUUUGUGGAUGCCAUCGUGGAUGCGCUCAGCUUCUACGUAAAGGAAGUACGCAGCGCGGGGGUCGACGCGAUCAAGACGGUGUUCCGCGUGAGUGCAGCGGUGUUUGCGUCCGCGACGCAGUUCCCACUCCUCCGCUUUGUGUUCAACACGUUCGUGCAUACGUGCUACGAUGAAGCAUACUACCGCAAACUUGGCGGUACGGUCGGGCUCCAAACAUUGAUCGAAGACCUCGACGUACCGGUCUCGUGGUUUGCGCCACGCCAGUUCGAGUGCACGCGCGCGCUCUUCUUCGUGUUGCGUGACAGCCCGAGCGACGCGCCGCACGAGGUGCGUGCGACGGCACGGCGCUUGAUCUACAAGCUUCUCCGCGAGUGCAACCGUGACCUCCCGGCGGCGGAGGCGGCAGAGAAGCCGUUCCAGACGUUUGUCGCGUCGUUGGUGUACGACCUAGGGAACGCAAACCUGGAGGUGCGCGAAACGGCGCAGGAAGCGCUCCGCAUCCUCGCGACAACCACGAAUAUCCCACUCGCGAAGCUCAUCGAGCCGUCCAAGAAUGUGCUCCUCACCCCAAUCUUCGGCAAGCCGCUCCGCGCACUCCCGUUCCCAAUGCAGAUCGGGAACCUCGACGCGAUCACGUUCUGUCUUGGGCUCGAGAACACGUUUCUCCAGUUCAACGAAGAACUUAACCGCUUGCUCAUCGAGGCGUUGACGCUUGUGGACGCGGAGGACGAGUCACUCACCUCUGCGAAUCGUGUGUUCGAGUACCGUACAUCGGAGCAGUUGGUGAAGCUCCGCGUCGCGUGCAUCCGGCUCCUCUCGCUCGCUCUCAACAACGCAGAGUUUGUCGCGUCGCGCGGUGGCCAAACGCGCAUCAAGAUUCUCGCGGUGUUCUUCAAGACGUUGUGUGCCAAGUCGUCGGAGGUGAUUAACGCGUCGCACAUGGGGCUCAAGCUGGUGCUCUCGCAGAACGCCAAGGUGCCGAAGGAGUUACUCCAGAGUGGCCUCCGCCCGAUGCUCAUGAACCUCCUGGACCACAAGAAGCUCACGGUACCUGGCCUCGAGGCGCUUGCCAGACUCUUGGAGCUCCUCAUCUCCUACUUCAAGGUGGAGAUUGGCCGCAAGUUGCUCGAUCACUUGAUGGCGUGGGCGCAGCCCGCGACUCUCCACCAAAUCUCGGCCCAAGAGCUCGACAGCAAUCCAACCGUCCAGAUCAUCGUCGCCAUCCUCAACAUCUUCCACCUCCUCCCGCCAAAGGCGUUCACCUUUAUGGACGAGAUCAUGAACACGUUGCAGUACCUUGAGGAGCACUUGCACCGCCGCCAGACAUCGCCAUUUCGCGCGCCCGUUGCCAAGUUCCUCAACCGCUUUGCGCCCGAGACGUUCCAGUACUUUGCACUCAAGUUUGGCGUGCGUCAGACCGGCACGCGCUGCGCGUAUUUCGUAGGGCUCGAGGCGUGCGCCCAGCUCCGCGCACAUGUGAAGCAGAACUUGGACAAGUUGUACGACGCGUUGGCCGCGCAAACGGCGCCGGAAGUCAAAUGCGUAAUGUUUGCGAACCUCGUGGACGUGAUCCGCGCUAUCGCGCCGUACGACGCGGCUUGGUUGUGCGCACAGCGCCCGAUGCUCGCACAGCUCGCAGACGUCAUGAAGGACGUGUUGGCUAUCGGCGCGCAGGCGCCAUUCAUUUCCCCGGUCCACUUCCAGGUAUCCCAAGCCGUUGAGCAGUUGCAGGUGGUUUUCGUCGAAACUCAGGCCCAGACAAAGCCCGAGACGGCUGAGCCCUCUAAGGCCCUUGAGGAUGCCGACGUCAAAAUGGAGGACGCCGCCAAACCCGAAGACUCUGAAGCCUUGGUAGUCAAGCCUGACGCGGUGGAGGCUCCGUUGGUCUUAGAUACCGCCACCGCCGUGUCUUCGGUGGUGUCGUUCCUCGACAUCCUCUGCACGCUGGGGCUUCCCCUCUCCCAUACCUUUGAGGACUUUCUCCACUCGGAAGUCAUCCAGAGCGACGACGUGAGUCUCCGGCAAACGUUCCUUGCGCAGUGCGUCGCAUUCGCGACAGCGUCGUCAUCCCUCCCCACCAAGAUCUUCCUUUUCAAGCACCUUGUCAAUCCAAUCCUCAUGUCCGAGUGCCGUCGCCACGGUAGCCUCGAUCGCCUCGUGGCAAAGCGCGACGGCAAGAUCCCCGCAUGGUUGGAGCUUGUACAUGCAAAGGUCUGGAAGUCGUCCUCCGAUAUCAUCACGGUGCCGACCGCGGGCGGUGUGGACAGCUACCGCUUUGAGUUGUUGCAGAUGACGGCGAUCUGCAUCAAGUGGGCGCCUGCGGUGGUGGGCGAACUCCGUAAGGACGUGAUCAAGUUCUCGUGGAACUACAUCCGCCUCGACGACAACAUCACCAAACAGACCGCGUAUGUGGUGACAUCCUACUUCAUCGCGGCGUACGACACCCCCGUCAAGAUUGUCACCCAGGUGUUUGUCGCGUUGUUGCGGGCACAUCAGGCCGACACUCGCUACUUGGUCAAGCAGGCGCUCGACUUGCUCGCACCCGCAAUGCCGAGUCGCAUGGCGCAGGGCUCGCCUGUUAGCUGGCUCAAGUGGCCGCGACGCGUGCUCUCUGAGGACGGGUUCACGGUGACACAGGUACUUAACGUGUACCAGUUCAUUGUGCAACACCCGGAUUUGUUCUAUGUCGCCCGCGACCAGUUCAUCCCGAACGUGAUCACGGCAAUGGGGAAGCUCACGAUUCUUGCGAACCCCUCGGUGGAGAACCAGGUGUUGGCCAUUGACCUUGCGGAGAUGAUUUUGCGCUGGGAGGAACGCGCACGCGCAGAGCGCGAAGCCACACGGGGUCAAGCGACCGAGUCGCACGAGGAUACACGCGAGGACUCGAACUCGGUUGCCCACGUGGACUCACGCGCACGUACGGAAAGGCGCGAAAGCGACUCCCUCACGCCUCGUGCGUCGCGUUCGGAACGAGCAACCUCCCCCGACACCACCCCAACCUCCUACACCAUCCCAUACGGCCUCCGCGAAGCGUGCAUCACCUUCCUCGUACGCUACGUGUGCCUCAGCCAGACACGCGCGUCUGAGUCCGACCUCGGUCAGCGCGCGCUCACGACCCUCCACCAGCUCCUCGGCCCGGUCUACUGGUCUGACGUGGUGGUGAAGCUCCAGUUCUUUGACAAAUUCCUUGUGUCAGCGGACUUCAGCAAUACCAGCAUGCUCGGGUUCUGUCUCAACGCACUCGAGGUGCUCGCGGUCACGCUCGAGUGGCAGACGGCCGCGUGGAUCGUGGAGCAUCUCACGCAGUUGGAGACACUUCUCGACAAGUGUCUCCGUUCUGAUAACCAUGAUGUCCAGGAGGUGCUCCAGCGCGUGUUACGGAUCAUCCUCGAGGCGAUCAACGAGCACCAGAAAACGCAGGAGGAGGAGUCUGAGGAGAUCCGCGCGUUCCUCACGUCGCUUACCACGAUUGUUCAGGAUGACCUCGGGGGUAUGUCCUCGGUCGCGGCAGGUGUGACGAUAUGCUGGACGCUCGCGACGCACAGCCCCGCGUCGCUCGACCUGCUACUCCAACCGAUCAUGCGCACGUUCCGCAAACUCUUCAACGAUCACAUCGCGAUCUCGCACGGUGCAGAAGCGCCGACGUCAGAGUACGAAGCUAAGAUGACGACAAAGCUUCUUGAAAAGAUCCUCAACUUGUCGCUGAUGCGGAUCCUGAACCUCGGCGACCAGCGCCGCGUGUUCCUCACUCUCCUCGCGCAGUUGAUCGAGCGCUCGCUCGACAAGGACCUCCUCCAUAAGAUCAUCGCAAUCGUACGCGGGUGGGUCUUCUCCAAAACGGAUUUGUUCCCGACAACGAAGGAGAAGGCGGGUAUCCUCCAGAAGAUGAUGGUCUUUGAGGCGCGCGGUGAGAUGGAACUUGCGCGUGAGUACUACUCGAUUGUCACGGAUAUCUUUGAGGACAAGACAUUAAGCUGCACCGAGCUCACAGUGCGCAUGGAGCACCCGUUCUUGGUGGGAACCCAUCUCAGCGACGUGAAGGUGCGGGAACGCUUGGUUGCUAUCUUGAACGAUAGUCUCGAGAGAGAUAUUGCCAAGCGGUUGUACUACAUUGUGCGCGAGCAGUCUUGGGAGGCAAUCUCAAACUAUCCGUGGACGAACCAGGCGCUUCAGCUUUUGUUUGGUUCGUUUGAUGGGGAGUAUAAGUUGAGAUUGGUGGAUGGGGAGUACCGACUCGCGGGAUUAUCCAAUAUCACGGAAGGGUUAGUCGAGAGUACUGCGGAGGAAGGUACCGAGGGGCUUCCGGCUGAUGCUUCCACCGAAUCUGGUGGAGUUACAGGAGAGCUCGUUCCUGGUCAGGCCCUUUCUAAAAUCUUGGGUUCCCACCAGGCAUUCCUCACCUCGCUUAGAACGCUCUCUGCCGGUGAUUUGCUCGCCCCCCUCAUUGGCAUCUUCUACCAGAGCGCCGAAACUAUCCACGCGGCGUGGGUCAACCUCUUCCCCGUAGCGUACUCCGCCAUCCCUCCUGACGACAAGAUGGCGUUCUCCCGCUCACUUGUCGGCCUCCUCUCCAAGGACUAUCACACACGCCAGAUGGACAGCCGGCCGAACGUGAUCCAGUCGCUCUUGGAGGGUGUCGGGCGUUGUGACCUCCAGCUCCCACCGCACCUUGUCAAGUACCUUGGGAGCACGUAUGACGCGUGGUACCCGGCGAUCCGUUUGCUAGAGGCGGUCGAUGCGACCGAAGCAAACGCAAAGGUGCGCGACGCGAACCAGGACGCGCUCGUGGAGAUGUACGCGACGCUCCAGGAGGACGACAUGUUCUACGGGUUGUGGAGGCGCCGUGCCAAGUACUUUGAAACAAACGCGGCGCUCCUGUUCGAACAGCUCGGGCUCUGGGACAAGGCGCUUCAGUUGUACGAAGCGGCCCAGAUCAAGGCGCGCAGCGGCGCGUUGCCGUACGGUGAGGCUGAGUACGCCCUCUGGGAAGACAACUGGAUCGUGUGCGCGGAGAAGCUCCAGCACUGGGACGUACUCACGGAGCUCGCAAAGCACGAGGGGUUCACGGAUCUCUUGCUCGAAUGCGGAUGGCGCGUGGCCGACUGGACCGCGGACAAGGAGCCGCUCGAACAGUCGGUGAAGACGGUGAUGGAUGUGCCGACGCCGCGGCGACAGGUGUUCGAAACGUUCCUCUGUCUCCAGGGCUACUCGCAACAGAAGGAGACGAUCCAGGAGUUGUCCAAGUACUGCGACGAGGGCAUCCAGUUGGCGCUUCGCAAGUGGCACGCGCUCCCGCUGCGCUUCACCCAGGCACACGUACCUCUCCUCCACACGUUCCAGCAGUACGUGGAGUUCAUGGAGGCGAGCCAGGUGUACGGCUCGCUCCUCACCACCACGGCCCAGAACCUUGACGUCAAAUCCCAGGAGCUCAAAAGGGUGUUGCAGGCGUGGAGAGAACGCUUGCCCAACGUCUGGGACGAUAUCAACUGCUGGAAUGACCUUGUGACGUGGCGCCAGCACGCGUUCGGGGUCAUCAACCGAACGUACGUCCCGUUCAUUCCGGCGAUCCAGCAGGCGAACGGUAACGCGACAGCCAACUCGUACGCGUACCGCGGCUACCACGAGAUUGCGUGGGUUAUCAACCGCUUCGCGCACGUCGCGCGCACGCACAACAUGCCAGAGGUGUGUAUCAACCAGCUCGCGAAGAUCUACACGCUCCCGAACAUCGAGAUCCAGGAAGCAUUCCUCAAGCUUCGCGAGCAGGCCAAGUGCCACUACCAAAACAUGAACGAGCUCAACACGGGAUUGGACGUGAUCAGCAACACGAACCUUGUAUACUUUGGCACUCAGCAGAAGGCCGAGUUCUUCACGCUCAAGGGCAUGUUCCUUGCCAAGUUGAAGGUUCAGGACGAGGCCAACCAGGCGUUCGCGCUGGCCGUCCAGAUCGAUCUCAACUUGCCCAAGGCGUGGGCCGAGUGGGGGUUGUUUAAUGACCGGAGGUUUAAGGAGAAUCCAGCGGAUAUCGUCUACGCGAACAACGCGAUUUCGUGCUAUUUGCAGGCCUCGGGGUUGUACAAGAACGGCAAGACGCGGAAGUUGCUUUCGCGGAUCUUGUGGUUGCUCAGCUUGGAUGACGCCGGGAAGACGCUUACCCAGGCGUUUGAUAACUACAGGGGCGAGGUGCCGGUGUGGUACUGGAUUACGUUCAUUCCGCAGUUACUCACGUCGUUGUCGCAUAAGGAGGCGUCGCUGGUGAGGCUGAUUCUUAUCCGAAUUGCCAAGAGCUAUCCGCAGGCGUUGCACUUCCAGUUGCGAACGACAAAGGAAGACUUUGCCGUGAUACAGCGCCAGGCGGCGGCAUACACAAGCGCCAACACUGGUGCGGCCAACCCUGGUGCUGCCAGCCCUGCUGCGGCAAACUCUGGAGCGGCCAACCCUGCAGCGACUAAUUCUGGUGCGGCCAAUCUUGGUGGUGAAAUUACUGCUAAUGGUAAUGCUAUUAAUGCUGGUGGUAAUGCCAGUGCUGGGAAUGCCAAUGCUGGGAAUGCCAAUGCUGGGAAUACCAAUGCUGGUAGUAAUGGCUCCGCCCCUGGUGCGUCUCUCGGCCGCCAACCAUGGGAGCAUGUGGACGAAAUCAUGGGUAUCCUCAAGACCGCCUACCCCCUCCUAGCGCUCUCCCUCGAAUCGCUUGUCGACCAGAUCUCCCAGCGUUUCAAGUGCAACGCGGACGAGGAUGCAUACCGCCUCGUCAUCGCGCUCCUCAACGACGGGGUUCAGUAUCUCAACCGCCUCCCAAACCCCCGCGAUGACAUUCCAUUGCCACAGGCCACGGAGCAGAACAUCACGCGCUUUGCGGGAACGGUCCUUCCGAAACACAUCCGCGCGGAAUUCCAGCGUGACCUCAUCGACAGCAAGCCAAACUUGGAAACGUAUAUUCGCAAGUUGCGUAAGUGGCGCGAUCGCCUCGAGGCGAAGCUUGACCGCCGUUUCGGCAGCGUCAAUCUCGAAACGCUCUGUCCGCACCUCAGCGAGUUCCACUACCAAAAGUUUGAAGACAUUGAGAUUCCCGGGCAAUACCUUAUGAACAAGGACAACAACAACCACUUCAUCAAGAUCGAGCGCUUCUUGUCGACACUCGAUCUCGUGCGCGGGCCCAACUCGUGCUACAAGCGCAUGCGUAUCCGCGGACACGACGGCUCGGUCCACGCGUUUGCGGUGCAGUUUCCGGCCGCCCGCCAUCUGCGCCGCGAGGAGCGUAUCUUCCAGUUGUUCCGCAUCUUUAACGACGGCUUGGCCAAGAAGGUGCAAAGUCGCCGGCGUAACAUCCAGCUCACGUUGCCGGUCGCGGUGCCGCUUUCACCGCACAUCCGCAUCCUCACUGACAAUGCGCAUGACGUGUCAAUGCACGCGGUGUACGAGCAGUUCUGCCGUGCCCGCGGCCAGAACCGCGACGAGCCGUUUGUGUACACGGUGCAGAAGUUGCGGGCGGCGUACGACCCACGCUUGCCGAAGCCGGACGUGAUGAGCAUCCGUGUGGAAAUCCUCAGCGCGGUGCAGUCGCUUCUUGUGCCAAGCACCGUGUUGAAAAACCACUUCACCGCGUUGUAUCCGCAGUACGAGGAUUUCUGGUUGUUCCGCAAGCAGUUCACCUCGCAGUAUGCGUCCUUCAUCUUUAUGACGUAUAUGAUGUGUAUUAAUGGCCGCCAACCGCAGAAGAUCCAUAUUGACGCGGGUUCGGGGAACAUCUGGACCUCAGACAUGCUUCCGUCGAAGGUGCCGAGUGGUCGCGUCAGCACCACCGCAUACGCGAGCAGCAAUAUGGAUGUGUCGACGCAGCGCGCAGCGCCCGUCUUCCACAACGGCGAGCCGGUUCCGUUCCGCUUGACCCCCAACGUCCAGAAGUUAAUCGGGGAGAGCGGGUUAGAGGGGAUUUUGUCGACGUAUAUUCUUACGAUUGCAAACUGCCUUUCGGAGCCUGAGUACGACAUGGAGCAGUAUAUGAGUCUCUUUGUCAGGGAUGAGGUGAUUUCAUGGUUCACCCAACAGCACCGCCCGAGCGCACAAGACCCGCAGUUGCGCGAGAUUGUGCGCGUGAACGUGGACUUUAUCGUGAAGAAGACUGCCUCAUUGGGGCACGUGAGCAGCGGUAAUUCGGUUGCAACGCAAUAUGUGUUGGAGUUGAUUUCACAGGCGGUGAAUCCGCGGAACCUUGCGGGGGCGGACAGCUUGUGGAUGGCAUAUUUAUAAGUCUUGUAUGGUGCUGGACGUGUUAUUUUCCUUUGUAUCCCUGGUAUAUCUGGAGGUCUGGGCGGAGUGUACCGU